AUGGCAGCAGCGAAUACUUGUAUGGCUACUUACAACUCUGUUGUUGAGUUAGAAUACGUAGAGAAUAGGAUUUGGUAACUUUGGUUAUUUUCUGUCCUAUAUUAAUAGCUAAAAAUUGUGCUCUACUUCUAACCUUGUCGGAAGUAGUGCUGACGCUGCAAAAUGUCGAGUCGAGAACUUUGGAAGUUUAUCUGCGACAAGCACUGGCGAUGAAGGCUGCCUGGAUGCGGCACCUUCGCGUUUGGUUCGCAUGGACCACGAGACAAUUGCAUGGGCCGAUAAAGGAAGUAUCCGUGUAGUGAAGAUUAAGGCAACUACGGUUUUCUUAAGCUACUUUCUGAAUCUGCUUCUCUUAACUAGACAACUUUGCUUUUUAUCCAGGUAGUUUAAAGAUUCACUCUCUCGUCUACGAAUGCUUUGCAACAAGAGUUGUAGGAAUCAGGAUGAUAUCUAAAGCAUAGAUGGCUUUAUCUAAAGAAAAUGGUACCAGAACGAGCACGGAAGCAGCGUUUGGAACCAUAUCGAGCUUGGAAAAGAUCGGGCAAGGACAAGUCUUAGCGGUGGUAAAAAGUCUACAGGAUCCAUUAUCAAAGAAUAAUCUCAUUAGGGAUAAGGCCUAAGCCCAUCUUUCUUGUUCAUCAAAAUUUCAGACAGCAGAGAGUCGUUUGGGGAUAUUUUCAACGGCAGAGAUGGAAUGGGUUGACGCCCCAUGCUUUUUUCCGGAGGACGAGAUUAAGGGAGCAUACCUUGGCACAAGUGGAGACGUGAAGCCUCGCCUUGUUGUUUUAAGGCUGGCAAGCUGUUAGAAGUAGGGAGAGUAGGUCUAGUUUUGUAUCUAAGGAAAGGAAUCCAGAAUAAGAAUUUGAAUUUGUACUAUGAUGAGAAGAAUACGGCGAAUGAGCACUAGAAGCAAAAAAAAAGUUUCUGGACUAGAGUGCACUUUCAGUCCCAGUAAAAAAGUUGAACAUAACCUGUAGAACGCUCUAAUUCAUGUGUUGCAGUCGAAGUUGCCAAGGUCAGCCAUUACUCACCGUGUUGUCGAGGUGGACAUGAGUUCCUGUCAGAUCACAUGGCAACUUCCUAAAGGCAUACUGCAACCCAAUGACCAGGUGCGCCACAUGGAAAAUGCGGGGCAAAACCGUUGGGCUAUUUUUCUCGCAGAUGGCGCGGUCUUGUUUUUUGAUGCCAGAAAACAAGCUGGCUUAGCCUUCACAGAAGACGUUUUGGCAAGAAAGGAUGGAGUAGCUUAUGAAUGGUUUUUUUAGGAGAGAUAGAGAAAACAAGUAGAAUGACACACUAGGUUUGAGAAGCAUCUUUACGCUUUUAGAUUUACCUUGUGAAUUUACCCUGAUUGUGAAAAUUAAUUUGGUUGCGUUUCCUCCUCUACCUCAACUUUUGAAGUCGUCUCCUCCCCUUCUCUAAAUCAUACCACUCGGACGAAUACGGAAAGUGCAGACCCUAACUGCUCAUAGUUCUUCUGGAAAGGGCUCUCUGGAUGGUUAUUUCAUUCUGCUAGACAACGAGGAAGGAGGCAACAGCACUCUCAAAUACGUCUCGCUUUCACAGGCGGCAGGAGGUACUGAUAAGUUUCUCUGGAGGUGCUCGUGCUGUCGAGGAACCAGACUACUUCUUACCCCCUCCUCUCUUUCUGAAGUACUUGACAUCAAAGACAUAGACAUGGAAGUCAAGAAACAAUUCUAAAAAAAUCCUUAUUCUACUUCUACCACAAUGCUACAACAAUACGACAGCGAGUCUGGCAAUCGAACAUGUGGCGAAGGAUAGUAAUGAACUAUCCCUCUACCUUAUAUCCUGGCUGGAGACCACGCCGCGAUGGCUAGUUGGCCUGGUCAUGUUUGUGCUUGUCUUCUACUGGAAUUUGAAGUUAUGGCCGACUAAGCAACAGAAGUAUUGUGUUACAGCUCAAAAAGAGCUGCACUUGUCUAGAGUAUACAACUCGAGUCAUCAUUAUCUAUGAUAGUCUUCAACUUGCCGAAUAGAUUCGCAUCGUUAUCUGUUCAAAUCCUAUUCUAAUAGUUGAAAUGAUAUUCUAAUAGCUACUAGACCUUAACGGCGGCGCAAAGAGCGCCGCCGGUCUAGAAUUUUGGCGGCGCAGAGAGCGCCGAGACCAACUAAUGGGUUAUUUAGGCCGACGCUAACUAACUGUGUUCUAGGUUAUGUUUUCGUGCAAUUGCCUUGAUAAGAAUCUGUUGAAAUCCUAACCUAACCUAGCUAGGAGUGAAAACUAGGAACCCAAAAACUUAGAUAUUAAGACUCAUGUGGAACUUUUCUGACUAUCUAAGGUUUACCCGCGCAUAUUAAGAUAGUAUACCAACCACAUCAUUCGUCUUCUAAGAUAUAAGGUGCAUAGGAAACGGGAGUCCCGACAAGAGGACCCCAACGAAUUAGCGGAGAGGAUUCGAAAGUUGCGGGAGUCAGGUCGCGUGAAAUUCAAAAACGAAGACAGCCCAGCAGCGAACACCGCUGAGUGAAUUUUUACGAGCGCAGAGGUUGAUCUUGUAGUUUUUGAUAUGAGGGAAAUACGAGAGAACAGAUGACGAAAGGGUACUAUGAUUUUUGAAAGUUUGAUCAUGAUCUAUGGAUGAUCACAUCUGUUACACCUACUGCGAAUUUUCAAAGCGGAGUGGGGAAGUGCGUUAAG
Amoebophrya sp. A25 is the source of this 2659-nucleotide messenger RNA. The record is from the annotation of a GenBank genome assembly. Lineage: Eukaryota; Dinophyceae; Syndiniales; Amoebophryaceae.